CCAUUCUAUUUUCUAAAAAAAACGAUUUUAUCGCGAACGAAGUCGCGGGCGUCCGCUACUAAAUAAUGUUACGAAAGACAUGGCCUAGUAGCUUAGUACCUGGCAGCUGAUACUGUAGUACGUAUUAUCGUCAGGUUUCACUAUUAUUUGUCGUGGACUCGUCAGUAGUCAUUUCAUUGUAAAUUGUCUGUUAAACCAUAAUAAACUGCAAGGUCGUGACGCGUAGUGGGGAUCGGCACAUGACGAUUUUACAAUUGCACUUAGUAAGUUAGUUUUCAGUUAAGAGCGUAUAGGGAUCGCUAAGUUACUCGUAACUCAACCGGCGAUACAGUUGGCGAAAGUGAAAAUGCUUUUCCAAUCAAAGAAACUUUGAAGUUAUUAGUUUUUAUCAUAUUAUAAAAUUGUGGGAGUUGAUGGAAUAAAGACAUUUUUGUGAUCGGAAAUUUAUUUUUAAGUUGAUUUCGUUUAUUUAUUCAGUUGUCUUGUGUUACAGCUGCUUUUGUUACGUUCAUAUUGUCAAGUGUUCUCUACAUUUUGUAUAGAGAAAUGAUCUUAAGUUUUACGUUUUUAAUCUCGUAAAAUAGACAAUUAUUUUAACUUUUUAAUAUAUUUUAGUAACACGUUAAACACGUUAAAUUAAAGAAACAGUGUCGUAAAAUGUGUAUCUACCGUACUUUUGCGUAUAAGUGCUAACUCAAUUUAUCAAGAGUGGUGACUGAUUAGCCGGUGUGUUACAAAAAUGAUGCCAUUUUGCAUCGUCGUGCUGUUAACAACGUUAUCAUUAGCAUUAUAUAGCGAAUGCAAAUGUGUCCCACCCGAGUCGCAGACGUUUGUGCGAUGGUCGGGAAUGUCCCCCGAGCAGGCUACGCCGGUGUUCGUGUACUCCGCCAGUGGGGACGAGGAGUCCCUGACAGGGGCCUGCCUGACCCAGUGCAGGGACCUCCCCGACUGUGCGGCGGUGGUCGUCGCCUACGGCAAAGGGAGCUGCCAAGGAGUCGCCAGCGUACAUUCGACGCACUUCCGUGCUGACAAUGACAUGGUUUAUUUUAAUAAAGUUUGUCUAAAACUUCCUGACACCUGCAGUAAGCGAUGGUGGUCUCUGGAGAGCACUCUGGGAUAUUACCUAAACUCUGAAGAUGUGCACACGAAACUGCUGCUAAACACGACCGUCCAACAGUGCUACGAUGCUGUAUUUUCUACCAGUGAGAAACUUUACCGAUCAGCACAGUGGAUAGACCCGAGGAGUCCUUUAGACACAUUUGCUCUCUCAGACACUGCUGUCGGGAACUGUAUCCUGAAUACUGAGAGCAAGUUCACAGAGCCCGAGUCGUACCGCGUGUCGAACUAUUACACGUUCUACAUUGAGAACCAGUGUGGCCAUGACUACUCCAAAAAGAUUGACAGAUGUUCAUACGAAGAAUACUACAAUCAAACUGUUAAACACGUUGAUUUGACUAUUCGCAAUUACACCAAAACUGAAUGUAAAUCUGCAUGCGAGGCCGAGAAUCGGUUCGUGUGUCGGGGGUUUACUUGGACAGCGACGCCAUCGCGCGGACUCUGUGACUUGCACAGCGAAGAUCUGGUCACUGCUGGCUCUUGGCUGCUGCGUAGAGUGACCGGCGCCACGUACUACCGCCGAGUUAUAUGUCUUAACAUAAGCGUAGAGUGCGAGGGCUCGCACCUGGUGGUGACGUACAAGCCGCGCGGCGCCUUCCGUGGUCGAGUGUACGUGCCCGCGCGCGGCGAGCGCUGCAGUGCGCGCGCGCUCACGCCCACAUCGCCCGUGCGCCUCGCGCUGCCCAUGUACGGCGACUGCGACGUCAACUUUGCCUACGCGAUCACCAAGGGACCGAAUGGAAAUGUUAACAGAACAAUGGCGUACGUGAUGCUCAUGAUCCAGAACAACCCUAUCAUCCAGACGGCUGGGGACCGCUGGGUGCGGGUGGGUUGUUCGCCAGGUGCCGGCGCCAGGGGAUAUGCUCGGGUGGACGCAAGCGUCGCGGUGCAGGACUCUAAUCGGCCGUCUCUAGCGAGCGAGCCGUCAGUGGCGGCGGGCGGGCAAGGCGCCAGCGCGGUGUUCGACAGCAACACGGCUCCGCUGACCAUGUACGUGGUGCGCGCGCACGGGGACGCGGGCGGCGCGGCGACCGUGUCGCUCGGCGAGCUGCUGGAACUGCGCAUUGAAACAACUGAAGAAGACUCUGAAAUAGAAGCGUACCACAUGGUGGCGUCCUCUAGAAUGGGCGACAGUUCAGUCCUGCUACUGGACAGCAGAGGUUGUCCUACUGGUCAGGUGGACUUUCCGCCGUUCACGAGAUCUCGUCUGGGCGGCACGCAGCGUCUGUCGGCGAAGUUCAAAGCGUUUCGCUUCCCAACCUCUCAUGUGAUUCGGUUCGCUGUCAUGGUCCGCUUCUGCGAGGAGAAAUGUCUACCGAUCGUUUGCGGAAAUAUGGACCAGUUAAGAAAUGCUAGAAAUGUAAAUGACACGUAUUCGUACGAUGUACCGAACGCUAAAAUCACGGAGACUGUCAACUAUGAUGUGGCCUGGGCACCUCAAGUGGUGGCGCAAGGUGGUAGAGCGGAUUGCUCAGGUGGCGAAGGCCGAGUGCCCCUCGAGCUGGAGAUGGUAGUGGGUUCACGAGACAUUCUCUCCGCAGACACGCUCGUGCGGGCCGACCAUCGCUCAGCGCUGCCUGAGGAGGCCCCUACCCAUGCGAAUGACAGUGCCAUGGUGUGCAUCCAUGAGCUUCUCCUGGUGGCGCUGGUGCUCAUAUGGCUUGCAGUGCAGAUACUGCUGCUGCUUGGUUGCUGCGUACUGGUCAAGAGAUAUCGAAACUUGGCCGAAAUGAACAUGCACAAGGACUAUCAGUCGUUCGACAACGUCGGCUUCGACACGGUGUCCACUCACCGGCGCGUGCACUGGCCGGACCAAAACAUUGACAUCAUUCACGCUAACUGACCAAAGUGUUCAAUUUCAUUUUAUUUAUUUAUUUAAGUAAUUUAGAUAAUUUUAAUUAAAGUCUUUUUACUUUC
Molecule: messenger RNA, 3033 nt
Organism: Bicyclus anynana (squinting bush brown)
Lineage: Eukaryota; Metazoa; Arthropoda; Insecta; Lepidoptera; Nymphalidae
Exons: 15
Coding region: 740-2959 (739 amino acids)
Source: RefSeq, a predicted model, not a curated record